This is a messenger RNA of Paramuricea clavata, 4303 nucleotides long. The record is from the annotation of a GenBank genome assembly. Lineage: Eukaryota; Metazoa; Cnidaria; Anthozoa; Malacalcyonacea; Plexauridae.
AUGUCUAAAAAGUCUGCCUCAGCGCUUCGGCGCCUUGAAGCUCAUAAUGAAAGCCCUAAAAAUCCAGAAUCGAGUAGUCGACAUCGACAAUCUCGCCGUGAAUCACGCUCACGCGAUCGUUCUUCGAGAGGCUCCAGCCGCCAUUCUAACGAAAACGAGGAAGAAAGGAUGCCGAAUUGGGCAAAACAACUAUUGGAUGCACAUAAAGAAUCAGAUCAGCGCCUGCAAACACUGGAGACCGAGAUCAAAGCGAAGGGUAAACAAACAAGCAAGAAACGAGAACGCUCACCAUUGCCAGAAUUCAAGUUCAAAAGGAACAAAAUACAAUACGACCUGAACAAAAGCGUCCUCGAAAAGAUUGAAACCGCAUUGGACGUUUCUGAUGACGAGGAACGCGGUGCAGCUUUGAACGAAGGUAAGGAACUUUUAAUUCAGCGUAACAAACACAUUAAACUUGCAGAGAAAUAUGGGUGGGAAACAGUUGACUGUUAUAUUGAAGAACCCCUCGCAAGCGACUCGGACGACGACAAGAAAAUACGUCGCGCCAUUAAAGAAAGUAAAGCUUUGAAAGACGAGAAACGGAAAAUCGCACGUGUUGUAGUUAAACCACAGUCGGCCCAUUCCAGAUUAGGCCCAUCUGUUUCAUACCAAAGAAAUUUUAGCGAUAUUAACUCUCGUCAAAGCUAUGGCCAAAGCUAUGGUCAAAGUGUGAAACGGCAAGCGGGCCCUUCUUCUAGUUUGGAUACCACGUGUUUUCGUUGCGGUAGACGAGGACAUAUCGCCCGCGUUUGCAGAUCUGCCGUCGCCAACAACGAGCCCAGUCGUUCGAGUAUCACUCAAUGAGGAGAAUUGUUCGAACGCCGACUCUUAUAAUGUAUAUAAUGUUGAAUUUUUGACAAAUCACUCGUUACAGUUAAAUAAUUGUGUUUUUGUUGCACCAAAACAACCCAGUUCAGGUGUGAAGGGUCGCCUUAAAGAAAACAUUGCUUUUUGGGAACAGAUAAAAGCAUCAAAUUGGGUUUUGAGAGUUAUCCGUGAGGGAUACGCGUUGCCUUUGAUUGAUAUUCCUGAGAAACGUAUGUUAGAUAAUCAUAGAUCUGCGAUUAAAUGCGCAGAGUUUGUUAAUUCUGAAAUAAAUAAAUUAUUACAUUGUGGUUGCAUUAAAGAAGUGUCAAGUGACAGUGUUUACAUUGUGUCUCCUUUGAGUGUAGCAUCCCAUAAUGGCAAAGAUAGACUAAUUUUGGACCUGCGUUAUCUCAAUAGUUUCCUUAGAGUACUGCGUUUUCAGUAUGAAGACCUAAGAACAUUUAGGGAUAUUUUCAGUCCCGGCGAUUGGUUUUUCAAAUUUGAUUAUAAAUCAGGCUAUCAUCAUGUCGAUAUAUACCCAGAACAUUGCCGAUAUUUGGCUUUUUCUUGGGGGAAAGGAGUCAACCAACGAUAUUUUGUAUUUACUGUCCUUCCGUUUGGGUUGGCUACGGCCCCACUUGUGUUUACGAAGAUUCAGAGAGCCCUAUUGAAACAUUGGCGUUCCCAGGGUAUUCGGAUAUUCACUUACUUGGAUGACGGGAUUGGGGGGCAUUCCUCAAUACAACAAGCUCGCCUAGUUUCCAAUAGAGUAAGAAGCGAUGUAGAUCAGAGUGGUUUCAUUUGGCAUCCCGACAAAAGCUGCUGGGAACCUACCCAAUGUGAUGAAGUGCUGGGGUUUAUUGUCAACCUAGCUGAAGGAUACUUCAGGGUUCCCGAGAGAAGGAUAACUAAGCUAAACAAAUUACUAGAUAAUAUCAAGUCCAGGAAUUUUAACACAACAGCUUUUGAGAUAGCAAAAUUGACAGGCACUAUUAUAUCUAUGGGUCUGGCAUUAGGGCCGAUAGCUAGAUUGUGGACCAGGGGGCUCUACCGUAACCUGAUGUCUACUGCUUCAUGGAGUGAAUCAGUCCAGCUGGAUAAUGAAGCUAUUAAAGAAGUUGCAUUUUGGUCCGAUAGUUUUGAAGAAUGCCAUGGACAGAAAAUAUGGUUGUCUGACCCCCAGCCUGAGAUCCUUACAUACUCAGAUGCUAGUGAUAUUGGUUGGGGCGGUUAUUGUGUUCAAGUUAAAGGACAGAUAGCCAAAGGUGCCUGGACUCUGGAAGAAUCUAUGCAGAGCUCUACAUGGAGAGAACUUAGGGGUACCUAUCUGGUGCUGUUGUCUUACGCAGAACAGCUCCAAGGAAGAGAAAUUAGACACCGUACUGACAACAGGAAUGUGGAGACAGUCCUGCAGAUUGGUAGUUCAUCAAAGCUGAUACAUGAUAUAGUCAUUGCUAUCUACAAGCUGUGUAGACAGUGGGCUAUCCGUCUAUAUCCUGAGUGGGUUCCCCGGGAAUUAAACAAAGAAGCCGAUUAUCUCUCACGCCAGAUGGACCAAGAUGACUACAUGUUAAAUCCAACCUAUUUUGCUGCCUUAGACAUCCUAUGGGGCCCUCACACAGUAGAUAGAUUCUCCUCCUUCAAGACACGCCAGAUACCUCGGUUCUGUAGCAGAUGGUUAAAUCCUUGCACAGAAGGAGUGGAUGCAUUUACGACUAGCUGGAAAGGGGAGAACAACUGGAUCUUCCCUCCUCCAUUCUUAAUACCUAAAGUUAUAUCCCACAUGCACAACAACUGUGAAGAUGGUACAUUGAUUGUGCCAUUGUGGACAUCGGCACCAUGAUGGCCUCUCCUCACAGUGGAUGGGCAACACCCUGUGCCUUGGGUAGUAGAUUGGUUAGACAUCCCAUUGGUCGAAGAUACAUUUGUUCCAGCCGUUGAACAUGCAUGUCUGUUUGGAUCAGGUGUACCAGUCCUACAUACAGAGUCCUUGCACUAAAAGUUAGGUUCGGGCAUUCACAAGGAGACUGUACAACCAAUGUGAGACCAUUUAUAUAAAAGGGAAAUUGAUAGCAUUGCCUGUGAGAGGCAUGUUAUGCCAGUGAGAGGCUUUUUUACUGCAUAUGAGCCUGUGAGAGGUAUACUAUACAAGCCUGGGAGAGGUGUACUAUACAAGCCUGUGAGAGGCAUAUUAUCAAGCCUGUGAGGCAUAUUAUCAAGCCUGUGAGAGGCAUACUAUAUAAGCCUGUGAGAGGCAUUAUACCUGUGAGAGGUAUGAUAUGUGUAAAACAUACUGGGAUGAACUGAAGACAUGCUGGGGUACAAUUGCGAGAGGCAUCACUCAGGAUGCCUACACAUUACAUAGAUACAUCACAAUACAUUGUAAACUUGCUUGUGAGAAGUGCUAUAAUCCAUUGGUAGUGUGUGAUAUGUGUAACAUCCUAGCUAACCAUUGCCAUAUCUUGUUCUAGGCAGUUCACGAAAAGUGCCGAUCACUAGAACACUGCAUGACCCCGAAUUAAAUGCUCUGGCCAGUGACAUACCUAAGAUCAUCUUACGAGACAGAGCUCCGCAGACGGUAAAGAAAUAUGCAAAUGCUUUCCAUAAAUGGAAAUCUUGGGCAAAAAGUAAAGGACUUCAGGUGCUACCAGCUACUGGAUAUGAAUUUGCAUUAUAUUUAGCAUCUCUGAUAAAGAAUGCAAAAUCCAUGGCUACAAUAUAUGCUGCUGUGUAUGGUAUAUCGUGGGCUCAUCAGAAAAUGGCAAUGGUUUCUCCAACUGAGCAUCCAUUAAUCAAACAGAUGAUUGAAGGUUCCAAGCGAAUUAUUGGGACUGCACCGAUAAACAGAAAGCAGCCACUGGGAGUGGAACAUGUCAAGAAACUGGUUAAUAAGUUUGGUGUGGGCGACCUUAGCAACUUACAGAUCACAUGUCUUGUAGCAUUGGGAUUCAGUGGCUUUUUACGGUGGGAUGACUUGUCACGACUUAGAAAAGAGGAUUUUUCAUUCCAGGAAGACUGCAUGAGAGUUUUCCUGCAUAAGAGAAAGAAUGACCAAUACCGUGAAGGUUCGUGGAUUCUGAUUGCUAGAACAUCUAAUCUUACGUGUCCAGUGCAAUUAAUGGAGAAGUUCUUUCGUAGAGGUGGACACAGACCCAGUGAUUUUGUGUUCCGCAAGAUUUCACACACAACGACAGGAAUGAAGUUAAGGAAGGAGCAGAUGACCUAUUCUCGAGCUAGAGAAUUAUUUUCCAAACAACUGAAAGGCAUUGGGUUGGACCCCUCACUGUAUGGUCUACAUAGUCUCCGCUCAGGGGGUACCACAGAAGCAGCUGCUUGGGGCAUAUCAGACCGCCUCAUCCAAAGACAUGGAGGCUGGCGAUCAGAGGUUUCCAUGAACAUGUAUAUCAAAGAAACCAAAAAUGCUCUUUUACGAGUAUCUAAAAGUCUAGGACUUUGA